GCUGAUACUCACCGGCAUCCUCGAUCGUCGUGCCACAAUGGGCAGCGUGCCAGCGAGUCCGUGACGGCUCCGACUGUUGUUGUCAGGCGCCCCACGUCAGCGAAGCUCUCUGUCCAAUUCCCUCGGGCUUGCAGCUGGCGAGCAGGGCAUGGAAUGCGAAGACGUUCCCCGCGUUCUCAGCUGCUGUCUUCAGAGGAUUUUCCGAGUCGCGUUCUAGCUACCUGUCUAUAUGUGGCGCGGUGUUCUUCCGCGAGUACUAACAUAAGAACAACAUAUGCCGGAAGAUACUCUGCUCUAGACGGCGGCAACUCUUCGGAGCCCAGCAACACGGUGACGCAGCGCACGCCCAGCUCACAUGACGACACGGGCAGCCCGCCACCACGCACAGACAUGGAUCUCCGACCGCCUUCUGCGCGAGAUCCACGGCGCCCUGCGAGCCUCAGGCUCCUGCGUUCUGCUCGGCUCGCAGGAUGGACACCGGGGUGCCACGGCGCGCGCUCCGGCUGGCCGUCCCUGGGCACAUGCGCCGUCCCCCUCCUCGAGCUCCCUGCGAGGCAUCACUCAAAUUCAUCAGCCAAGGUUCGACGUCGCCGUGUGGUGGCCGACGUUCUGGAAUGCAGAUGCAGCCCGAUUUGGGAGUGGGCGGCCGGGAGAUGGUGGCGAGAUUGUGCACGUCGAGGGGCCCACCGCGCGAUUCGGGCCAGGGUGUCCUGGGCGGCAGACCAUCGUCAUUGGACAUGCACGUUCGACCCUGGUCACGCUUGUCUCGCGCAGGCACCGCUGCGCAGAACGCGCCGGGUCAGUACGGCCAGAACGACUGGUCCUCGAAUCGUGACCGUGGCGCGUGGUGGAACGUGAGAGGCUGUGGAAACCCAUCCUCGUACUCGAGAUCGGUACCCGGCGCGUCGAGCUCUCCUAGGGAACCAAUAUUGAUGUAGGCCUGAGGCGUACUAGUCUUGGC
Messenger RNA from Rhodofomes roseus, 961 nucleotides. RefSeq lists its product as uncharacterized. The transcript is spliced from 2 exons. Bases 154 to 858 code for a protein of 234 amino acids. The record is from RefSeq and is a predicted model, not a curated record. NCBI's taxonomy places the organism in Eukaryota, Fungi, Basidiomycota, Agaricomycetes, Polyporales, Fomitopsidaceae.